This is a messenger RNA of Ilyonectria robusta, 8141 nucleotides long. RefSeq lists its product as uncharacterized. Gene Ontology annotation, cellular component: nucleus; cytosol. The record is from RefSeq and is a predicted model, not a curated record. Gene Ontology annotation, biological process: protein deubiquitination. The transcript is spliced from 8 exons. Gene Ontology annotation, molecular function: cysteine-type deubiquitinase activity; cysteine-type endopeptidase activity. The coding region runs from base 242 to 7987 and encodes 2581 amino acids. Lineage: Eukaryota; Fungi; Ascomycota; Sordariomycetes; Hypocreales; Nectriaceae.
AUUCACCAUUCACCCAUAUCAAAAGUCCAGCUUUCCAGUCUCUCACCCCAUUCCCUGGCCUUGGUCUCGCUCCACGCCCUUCCGAGCCUCGCUCCCGCCUCUUCCCUUCUCCGCGCUCUCUCUGCUUACCAAACCCACAUGUUAAUUUUGUGCAGCUGUCGCCGGGGCGUCUCUCGCGACGGUGUGACGUCUUUGCACCUCCACGCUUCGUGCCCUUCUGCCUCCAUUCUGCACCACCCCGAUGGACCUCGUUUCGAGACCCCUGGACCAUCCAGACCGCGCCGACUCCGCUGAGCCAAGCUCGACACGGCCCAACCCUUUUGAUGACGGCGACAUCUCCUCCCGAAAACGACGGCGCACCUCCCUCUCGGGCUCGCCAGGUGCUUCCCACGAUACCGUUAAUCCUAUCAACGAAUCCUCGAGAUCCUCUACCCUCGAAGGCGAGCCCCUCCUCUCCGACGACGCACCAGCUGCAAAGAUCCACCAAGAACCCAUCACGCCCCAAACCCCCGAGCAACGGUGUGUCUCACAAGAGCCUGCGACCGAGCCUUCAUCCAGCAUGGUCACGAUAAACCUUCGCAACGCCCCUCUGAGAGACGAGGCAUCAUCUUCCCCCGUCUCACCUUCGCCGAGCACUAAGGACCCGGCCAACAGCGCAGCUCCCAGUGCCCGGGCCGAUAACGUGAAAAGCAGCGUCGAAGACCCCGAAGUCGACAUGGCUGCUCCCACCCAGAGCUUGGAUACCCCGCAGUCGUCGUCGUCUAGUUCGGGGAGCCCCCCAAUCGAGAUCAUUACAGUGCCAUCCGAUGAAGAUAUGCCAUCGGGUCCGCAAAGCGUGGACCUCACGAUGUCUGGAGAGGACUUGGUUUUGAUCGACCCUGUUCAGGAUUUCCCCUUCAAUGACCCGGAGGAGAGCCUUGUCGAGACGGUACAUCGACUUACUCAAUACUUCUCAACCCAAACCCCGUUAGAUGAGACCGUGCUCGAUAGCAUCCAGCAAUGGCUCGAGCAAUACCUCAGGUACAUCAAGGAUGUCAACCAGCAGUCCGCUUGGGACUCGUGCCAUUUAAACCGAAGUUUUUGGCAAGCUUUCCCGGAGGUUAUUGUGGCAUUGUCAUGUCGAAAACCGCCCAUGGCGAAGUCCCCCACACUACGAAGCGUCGUCAUGGAUCUGUAUUCUGGGUUUGCAAAAUUGACGGCAUGGUUUAUCGCCUUCGACCACCAUAUUAUUCAAGAGUUGCUGUCAGCGCAAGCAAACCAAAAUCGUCGCAGUCCAGAUCUGCUCUCUCUCUGGUAUCUCCAGUCGCUACACGGGCUCACUCGCCCACGAUUCAGUGGCGAGCAAGUUCCAGAGACUGAACUUCCGUCCCCGCGAUCAGACGAUGCGUCCUAUCUUAUCAAAGAAUUCCAAGGCAGUCAGGGCGGCAGCUUAGCUUGCCUGAUUCAGUUCGCCGCUGGCCUGAUCGACCUUAUCCCAACAUUCCCGAGGUUGGCCGAUAGUUUGGCACCAAUAUGUCAGAUUGCUGCAGACAUCAUGGGAGAUCCCGUCCUCGUACUGUACACCCCACAAGGUGUGUCAACGCCAAAGCAACGGCUUGAGAUGGGCCAUCAGCUCCACAAUUUGGUCUCAGAUACACUCACGACAAUGAUCGAGAAGCAUGUCACUCAAUUAAACAGCGACAGUCUCACGUGCGCAAUCCAGGCCUUGUCAGAUAUGCUCAAGUUGAGCCUUCAAGGUAGCCAUCAAGCCGCAACCGACAUGGUUCUGGAACAUCGACAAUCCUACCCCAACCUUCCACCCAGAUACACGGCUGAGGCAAUCGUCUGCGAGAAGAGAUUUUCCAUCUUGACAAAGCUCAUCAGGUCAAGCCAGAUGCAACUCCGAGUCAUGGGUGUCACAACCAUGUGCGGCGACCUAAUAGCGUAUUGGAAACGACAUGGUGACACUGGAGAGGAAGUUAGCACCGCCUAUCUCAACCAUCUUGCCGAAUAUUUGCUUCGCACAGAGUUGAUCGAGUACAUUCUGGGUCCGAACUGCCACCCAGAGAUUACGUUUGAGAGCGCCAAUAUCAUUGGUUUUCUAGUGGUAACGAGAAUGUAUCGUGAGGAGCACACCGAUUUAUUGUGGCAAGGCAUAACAUCGAGCCAGGAUCCCCGAGUGGCCGAUGCACUGACCCGGAUGCUCACUAAUAUCACAAACCUCUUCGACUAUAACGGGCUCCUAGUUCUCUGCGGCAAGUUGCAAACGUUACCAAUCGAGGGCUUUACCCCAGUAAUUCGGGCUCUUUGGGAGGCCAUCCUGCGACACAUGGUUUCGAGACCUAGUGUCGACCGGCCGACCCUCAGCUUUCAUCCCUAUGAUCUGUGUUUGCGGCUACUGAGAGAAUCUUCGAUCUGCGGGGCCAGCUCACAGGUAGCACAUCCUGAAAUCCAACAUGCUGCAAUGCAGAAAUUUAAGGAACUUCUAGCCUACGGCCCAGAUGCGGAAGGCCGCCAGCAACUAUACGAAAGCUGCAUCAAGGACAUUGCCGAACAAUCAACCACAACCUUGGGUAGCCUCUGGUGCUUGUCCAUGGCUAUUCGGCCCGCUGUUGUCGCGGAGGUGCAUGUUUUAACGGAAAAGCAUGACCUGGCGAAACUCAUUGUGGACGAGCUAGAGCAUGCAAUCGAGGCAGGGCGAGCAGCUGGUGUUCCGGCUGUUCUCUAUGGUGGCACCAAUCAACCCCGAAGAGAGUUCAUCGCUCACAUCAUACAACUCGAACCUCAGACGAUCAGUGGAGAACUAGGAGCCAGGCUCUGGGCCAUGUUGGUUGGGCCACAAUCACCGGGCCUUGACGACAGGCGAGCCGGCUGGAGCAUCCUCAACACUGUCAAGCAAUCUUCAUUCCAGAAUCCAUUUCUGCGGACAUGCUUAACCCAAUAUCUCCCAGCUCUUCCCCCUUCGUGUUUCUGCGACGGCAUGCUAGAGUUUGUGCGAGGCGGGAUCUUGCCUCGUCUGAACGAAAUGGGAGAGCUCCUUCUUGAUGAUCAAGACAUGUUGGCAGCGAGUGGCAUUGAAGAAUUGUGGCGCUUGAUCCUGGAGUCCGAUGACACCAAUCUUGUUGACCAUUCAGUUCGGACACUCGCUGUCGAGGUUUACAUUGAGAGCCGACAUAUAUCGACAAACUCACUUCAUCGAACCCGACUCAUUCAUCUCGCACUGGUGAACCGGUGCUUACGUCAACUGAAAGAGGCGGCACGAACAAUCAAAGCGUCGAGUGAUGGUACCAUAAGCGGCGACGAUGAGCCGAUGGUGAUAGUCGCAACUGAGGAGCAAGUUCAUGAACAAGAGCGUAUCUUUACCCGGUCCUUGAAAUUUCUGAGAUUCUUCUUGGAAGCCCAUCAGUCGAAGCCACACUUUGCAGCGCCUGACUUGAGAACUCUGAUUUCCCAAGCUCCAUAUCAGGUAGAGGGUGAUUCUGCUGAGCUAAAGUAUCAAUCCUUCGAUGGCAACAGUCAGACGGAAGUGAAACCGCUGAGCAUCGGAAAACUCAACACGGCAGCCUCCCUUCUUGCCAGCCUGAAGCAAGAGACUGGAUUCGACAACUAUCGGGUCUACUAUCGCGGACGACCAUUUCUCCCCAAUGAGCAUGAAAUUUGUCAAUCAUUGGAAGACCUUCAUGUUCAAGAUGGCCUCAUCCUGGUCAAACGUGAGGAAGACGGUCCCUCCCACCCUGCCCGGGUCAAACCCGGGGCUUCCCCUCUCGAGGUUGAGAUUUCUGCACAUUUUGAUGAGAUGUGGGAAUAUCUAAGCAUGGAAGAAAAGCUUGCGCAAGAGAUUUACCAUUUCCUUGUGAAGCUUCCGACGGAUGGUCACAUCUUGAAGUCCAUCGACAGCGACGGGUCAUCUUAUCGCGAUGUGUUUCCUCCCGGACAACCAUACAAAUCACUCUAUGCAGUUCAUGCGCUCCUCCAGUACACUGAGGCUGCCCUCCACGGAAGGGUAAAUUCGGAACGUGGUGCUUGCGAUGGAACUGAGGACCGUCCUUCUCAACCAGUUUCCUACGCUCAGGCUGUGAAGACGUCGUUGUCGUUGAUCGUGCAAGCAAUCUCCGACGAAGAUGUUCUUGAUCGAGCUUCUUUAGGUUUGCGCUUGAAACUUUCUUCUGCUUUGAUCCAUGCUUUUAUGCGCUUUGCCGAUAGACUCGACACGCCAAAAGGCUCGUUCAAGAUGGCCAACAUAGUGAUCCCUACCCCUGACCGCCUGGUCAAUAUUCUCGAAAAUGCUACAGCCAUUCCUGAUGAAAGCCCGAUGCCGCUCAUAGCGGCAACGCUUUCUACUAUAAUGCGACUCUGCUUCCUCGACGAUGAGUUCUGGGGGAAACUCAGCACAAGCUCUGCCUUUUCGUCACUGCUUCAGAGAAUGCUUCUCACUGACCCCCGAAGUGGAGUUAGGGCAGUGACAGCCAAAUUGAUCGAGGAACGCUUUUCCCCUGAUUAUGUGUUUUCAACUCAUCAUUCCACCAUCCCCGCUGGUGGGCCGAGAACAACGCCUAUGACGAAAUACUUUUGGACCAUUGUUUCCGAUUUGGUGCCGCAAACUGCCAGAUCGCCAAACCAGUGCGAUGAAGUCUUCCGGAUGGCCCAUUCUCUUCUCGUGAAGAUGACCGCCAGAUCGCCUGAGCUACUUGACACCCCCCAGCUUGCUUUUCGGACUAGUCAGCUUCUACUUGAUCAUGUCUCAACAGAGAAUGUUGGCCAAGUGGGGUUCGGCGACUCAUACGCAAAAGGCCUGACGUCACUUCUGCACUUGUGUCUGCAGCUGGAUAGUUCCAUCGCAGUAUCUGCUUUGCCGGUUACUCUUGCGAAAGAUCUCUUCUGGAAGCAUCUGUAUCCGGCGAAGCGAAGCCAAAGCGAGCAACCAGUACCCAAAGUUCUGCUCAGUGUCGAAACGCGGGCGAAGCUGUCCGAGAUUGUGUUUAGUCUAGCGAAACAUGACAAGGAACAAGUCCAAGGGCUGGUGACGGACCUUGAAUCCCUGGUACCAUUCUACUCAGACGAUGAAGACGAUCCAUAUCUCUACGAACUUCCGUAUCAGUUUGAGAGAUCAAAGGCACUUCGGUCACCCUGUGGUUAUAUUGGCCUUCAGAAUCUGUCCAACACUUGCUACCUCAACUCGCUACUUACGCAACUUUUCAUGAACACUGGUUUUCGCCGUUUCAUCAUGAAUUCCAGAGUUCGUGAUCCUGCCAACACCCAACUGCUGCUCUUCUACACGCAGAAGCUGUUCGGUUAUAUGCAGGAAAGCUACCGGCGAUAUGUUGACCCCACCAACGUUGUGAACUCCAUCAAAACCUACGAUGAUACUCUUAUCGAUAUCCAUAACCAAAUGGAUGUGGACGAGUUCUACAGCCUGCUUUUCGAUCGUUGGGAAGGUCAACUGCUAAAUAGCGAGGAAAGGAAGAAACUGCGGUCGUUCUAUGGCGGCCAACUUGUCCAGCAAGUCAAGUCCAAGGAGUGUGAGCACAUUUCGGAGAGGCUUGAACCAUUCUCUGCUAUCCAGUGUGAUAUCAAAGGAAAGAGCACCCUCGAGGACAGCCUUCAAGCAUAUGUGGAUGGCGAGAUCAUGGAAGGAGACAACAAGUACAAGUGUUCAACAUGCGAUAGACACGUCGAUGCUAUCAAAAGGGCGUGCUUGAAAGAUAUCCCGGACAAUGUGAUAUUCCAUCUGAAAAGGUUCGACUUCAACCUCCGCACCUUGCAACGGAGCAAGAUCAACGACUACUUCUCAUUCCCUGCGCGUGUCAAUUUACGGCCGUAUACUAUUGAGCACUUGAGCCAGCCAGAAAAUGACGAUGAAGAGGACAUGUUCGAGCUUGUCGGAGUUCUUGUUCAUUCUGGCACAGCUGAAUCUGGGCACUACUAUUCGUACAUACGAGAGCGCCCUUCUUUCGGUGACCGGCAGAGUUGGGUUGAGUUUAAUGACGACAUGGUAACACCGUGGGAUCCUGCAAUGAUGGAGAGCUCGACUUUUGGCGGCCCCGAUCAUCGUCCUCCCUACGACACGAACGGUAUUCUGUACGACAAGACUUACAGCGCUUACAUGCUCUUUUAUCAGCGCACUUCUUCGCUCCGAGCUGAGCAAGAAGCGAUGGUGAAACUGAGCACCCCUGUGCCUCUCCGAGUUCCGGUAGCGGAGAGCCUGAAAGACCACAUCCUGGAUGAAAAUACCAUCAUUCUGCGACGUCAUUGCCUCUUCGAUCCGAGCCAUACGAGACUGAUCCAGAUGCUCUUUCAUCAAUCCAGAGUCCUCUGCGAGAGAGAAUCAAACAAUAUGAGCCUCGAUCAAGGAGUCGAUGAAUAUAUGUCUCCCCAGCUCGAGGAUCAUAGUCUCAAGGAUUUGGCGAUGCAAGUAGUUGUUAACAAUCUUGAUCAAGUCGUCACAAGAGCAAAGGAUAUCCCCGACUUCCAGGCCUUCUCAAAGAUGAUUAGCGACGCCAUCGUUGGGUGUCCCCAAUGUGCGCUUUCAUUCUUCGAAUACUUCAACAGGCGCCCCAGUGUUUUCCGCGCUUUGCUUCAACGAAACCCGGACUCCAACGUUCGUCUCUUCAUGAGCAAAAUGUUUAUUUGGGCUCUCGAAAGAAUCUCCAGCGCACUUCCCGCCGUCUAUGACCCACCGCCUUCACGAGACGCAAGUACCGAGAUGGGUGAGGAUGAGAACGAGAUCAGUCGUGUACGCCAUGGCAGUAGACGUUCCGUUCUUGGCAGCACGAUACGUAUCUUCAACCACCUUUGGGGGUAUUUCCACAUUCAUAUCAGGGCAUGGGAUGAGCUCUUCACAACCAUUCUAGGAUUUGCCAGAUUGGGGAGUCGCGAGGUUGCAUUUCUCCUCGCAGGCGAUUAUCUGGCCAAGCUGCUCCGGAUCGUUUCAGCCGACCCAAUGAUGGACCUUCCGCCGAAUUAUGCCCGAAUGCUACAUAAUGUUAUGCGGCGAAUCAACACCACGCGGCCCCCAUCGUACGUAGCCAUCAUCGCGGUGAUCGGCUAUUUGAUGCAGCAGCUGGAGCCGGAACUUGGGCCUGAGACGAUCAUUGAAGACCCCACGGAGCGACUAGACCGCAUGGAGACGCCAUUCAACUGGACUUCUGAGGAGGUUGAAAUUGUUCACCACGGCCUAGAGGCAAGCGUGUCGAGUCUUUUCGUGGAAAAGCUAUUGGCGGUCGACCAGGCCCACGAUCUCACCGACGGUAUAAUCCGAUUCCUAGUUUCAACUAGUGUGCAGAUGGACACGAGGACUCUGGGCACUUUGAAGCGGUGCAUCCGAGGCGAAACGUCAACACAGGCCAUGGACCCAUUCUUGAGAGCAGCAAGUGUCUAUAUCGAAAGCACCGAGCAGAUCGACAACGCAACAAAGAUGGUGCAUCACAUCUUCUUACAGGCCAAAAGUUUGCAAAACACCGAAGGCACCCUCUUCCUCGAAUUCUUCAAGACGGCUUUGAAUCUCAAGCGGUCAGAAGAAGCGUUUGUGGCGACGGUUCGCGCCGACAGCCUCAAGCUAGUGCCCAAAUGGGGUCCUUACCUCCUUGUAUACCCGGACGCCACUACUCGAUCCAAUACGGAAGACUUCUUUGAUCGGGAGCUCUUCCAGUUUGUGGCUCAUAGUGGCUCCCUCCAAGAAAUCGGUCUGGAGCGGAAGGAGGCCAUGAUUCAAGCCAUCAAACAGCUUGGUCUCAUGUGCCUGGCGUAUCUGCAAGAGAACCACGUCAGACGGCGGAUACACUUGAGACGCGACGUGGCGAGCAUCUUUCUCCAGGUGAUUGGACAGUGCUCCAUGGUGAUUGACCCAGACCCCGAGACACAAGAAGAAGCGGAUGCCGACUUCUUGUCGCUGCAACGCGAAGUCGUGGACCCUGUGCGAAGACUCGUUAUCGAUGAUGUAGAAGAGGAAGGGUCCGGUAUGUUACAGUCAUUCAGCGACUCCGACACAAUCACAGCAGACUUGGCAUGACGGCUGACCUUGGGCAAAGAAUGGGAAGGCUCCUGCGGCUCAUCGGAUCACAUUGAUGAAGUGGGGAUGAGCAACCCAGCAAUCAACGAAUUGAACGACGUGGAUUUGGUAUAAGAAUUACGAGAGAGUGGGCAGGAUCAUUGAAAAGGGAUCG